Molecule: messenger RNA, 8759 nt
Organism: Alligator sinensis (Chinese alligator)
Lineage: Eukaryota; Metazoa; Chordata; Crocodylia; Alligatoridae
Gene: BLTP3B
Product: UHRF1 binding protein 1 like
Exons: 22
Coding region: 1-4359 (1452 amino acids)
Source: RefSeq, a predicted model, not a curated record
AUGGGCAAAGCCCGGCACCUGAUCCGGGGCGCGCGACUGGGCUGCCAGCAGGGAGCGAUCGGACUGCUCCAUCGGUUCACCAAAAACCUGUCACCUGACAAGAUCAAUCUUAGUACACUAAAGGGAGAAGGUCAGUUGACCAAUUUAGAAUUGGAUGAAGAAGUGCUUCAGAACAUGCUGGAUCUUCCGACAUGGCUUGCUAUAAACAAGGUCUUUUGCAAUAAGGCAUCUCUUAGGAUACCAUGGACAAAACUGAAAACUCAACCCAUUUCUCUGUCCCUGGAUAAAGUAGUAAUGGAAAUGAGUACUUGUGAAGAACCACGUGCCCCUAAUGGACCAUCACCUAUAGCAACUGCAUCAGGACAGAGUGAAUAUGGUUUUGCUGAAAAAGUGGUAGAAGGAAUUUCUGUUUCUGUGAACUCCAUCAUAAUCCGGAUUGGGGCAAAAGCUUUUAAUGCUUCCUUUGAACUUUCCCAGUUGAGAAUAUAUAGUGUAAACGCAAACUGGGAACACGGUGAUCUAAGAUUUACUCGGAUACAAGAAUCUCAGCGAGGAGAGGUACUGACUUUUAAAGAAAUCAAUUGGCAGAUGAUCAGAAUAGAAGCAGAUGCAAUCCAGAGUUCUCAGCAUGAAAACAUGUGUGCUCCUGUUCGAUUGAUUACCAAUCAGUCAAAAAUCAGAGUCACACUUAAAAGAAGGUUGAAGGAUUGUAAUGUAGUGGCAACGAAACUGGUUCUGAUACUGGAUGAUUUGCUUUGGGUUUUGACUGAUUCACAGUUGAAAGCAAUGGUACAGUAUGCUAAAUCUCUUAGUGAAGCAAUAGAGAAAUCCACUGAACAAAGAAAAAGCUUGGCUUCUGAACCCACACAGAGUUCUGCCCCUGCACCCAGCUCUCAGCAAGUGAAAGCACACCAGACGUCAGCAACACCUGAUCAGAAUGAUGCAAUUGUAAAAUUGUUCAAUGAUUUUGAUGUUAAGGAAACUUCGCAUCAUUUAGUAAUUUCCCAUUUGGACCUGCAUAUAUGUGAUGAUAUUCAAUCCAAAGAAAGAGCCUCAAACAGGCGUAUUACUGGAGGUGCGAUGCAGCUUUCCUUUAGUCAGUUAACUGUGGACUACUAUCCUUUUCACAAAGCAGGAGACAAUUGUAGUCACUGGAUGCAUUAUAAUGAUGCCACCAAAACCAGAAGUGGAUGGGCCCAAGAAUUAUUACGUGAGUUUGAAAGCAACGUUGAAUUACUUAAACAGGCCGUGAAGGAUCAUAACAUAGAUUCUCCUACUAAAUCUCCACCUCACACCUCUCCUCAAAAUAUACAAGCAGGCAAAGAACAGAUGCCUAAAGGAACUUCUAGGACUUCUGUAUCUCCCCAGCAACCAAAGGGUAAACUGGUGUCUAGUCCUCUUGUGGUUAGACUUGCAGAUUUCAAUAUAUACCAGGUCUCUACAGCAGACCAAUGUCAUUCUUCCCCUAAAACACUAAUCUCUUGCAAUAAAAAGUCACUUUAUCUUCCACCAGAAAUGUCAGCUAUUCAUAUUGAAUUCACCGAAUAUUACUACCCUGAUGAAAAGGAUUAUCCUAUUCCAGCUCCAAAUUUGUAUGUCCAGCUGAAUGCUCUGCAAUUCACUCUAGAUGAGAGAAGCAUUCUUUGGCUAAAUCAGUUCGUGUUGGAUUUGAAACAGAGUCUUACACAGUUCAUGGCCAUGUAUAAAUUAAAUGACAACUCAAAAUCUGACGAGCAUGUUGAUGUUAGAAUUGAUGGACUAAUGUUAAAGUUCAUCAUUCCAUCUGAAAAGAAACCUGAAAUCCAUAAAGAUCAGCCACGUGCCAUAUCUAUUCAGAGUUCUGAGAUGAUUGCUACAAACACAAGACACUCUCCAAACUGUAGACACUCUGACCUGGAAGCCUUGUUCCAAAACUUUAAAGAUUGUGAAUUUUUCAGUAGAACUUUCACCAAAUUUCCCAAAUCCAAUAAUUUUAAUCUUCUGCAUCCAGUCUUCCAGAGACAUGCUCAUGAACAAGACACUAAGAUGCAUGAUGUUUAUAAGGGGUAUGUCACCCCAAAGCUGAAUAAAUAUGCACUAAAAACAUCUGCAGCUACUGAUGUCUGGGCUGUGCAUUUUUCCCAGUUUUGGAUAGAUUAUGAAGGAAUGAAAAGUGGGAAAGGCCGACCAAUAAGCUUUGUUGACUCAUUUCCACUCUCACUUUGGAUUUGUCAGCCAGUAAGAUUUGCAGAGUCACAAAAGGAACUGUUUUCUUAUAAUCAGACCUCUUUUAACAUUCCAAAAAGUGACUCAAGUGACCUCACUAAUAGACUACAGCGCAAAAAACUUUUACAGGAAUAUUAUAGGAGUGAGACGGAGCCCUUGACAAAUGGCAUUCAAAAACUUUGUUAUUCAGAAAGCAAUUCAGGGGCUCUGUCUGCAAGUUCUUCGGAUGCAGAUAUUCAUAUCCUUGUUCAUAUUGAAAAGCACGUGAGCAUGCAAAUCAAUCACUAUCAAUAUCUUUUCUUGCUGUUUCUCCAUGACUCUCUUGUAAUGCUUCUAGAAAACCUAAGGAAAGAUGUAGAACAGGUGACAGGCAAACCUGCAAAGCAAACAGAUGUUUGUAUCGGGAUCUUACUUAAAAGUGCAGACAUAGCUCUUUUAUUGCACCCAAUAACUCAGACAAAUCCUUGCAAGCCUCCAGUUUUGGAAGAAGGAAGUCCUGUGGCGUCAGACCUUUCCCCGUUGAAAAAUGGAGAAGCUCUUGCAUUAGAGAGCAAAUUAACUGCUCCUGAUACAACCCAGACUGGUAGUGUUGAUGUUAAUUUUGUAACUGAGGUUAACAGAACAAAUUUGAUGGACCCUCUUCUUUCUCAAUCAAGUAGUGACAUAGAUUUUCACAAGAGAAUUUCAUUUUCGGAUGAUUCUUCAGACAAAUGCUUGGGGAAAACCAAUGAAGAAGAAAGUGGACUCUUCAGCAGAAGCGAUUCGGAAGAAAUAUGUGGACCAUUAGGUGACAAAAGUAGCUUGUACUAUAGAGAUUCAGUGAAUGUUUUAAACAGUGAAGAAGAUUCUACUGAGUUUUUCACUGAUAAAGAUGACGACAAAAAUAUUCUUUCUAAUAAAUUAAAUGACCAGGAAAGUGGUACUGGAGCUGAUUUAGAAUCAGAAACUACCUCACAGUCCGAAGAAUAUGAAAUUAAUAAAGAGACAAUGGCCAUGGUUAAAACAUUUGCAUCCCAGUCCAUGUUAAGUGGAAAGCCUAAGGAACGCUGCCAGUCCAACCUCCCUGCAUUCUCUGUUUCUUAUAAGAACAUGAAGAGAAGUCCAUCACAGGUCUCUCUGGAUACCAUUUCUAUUGAUAGCAUGAUGUUAGAAGAACAUUUACUAGAGAGUGAUGGAAGUGAUAGCCAAAGUUUUCUCGAGAAAGAAGCUAUUGCAGUUAUGAAUUACCAAAGUCCCCCAGAAAAUGUCCAUGAAGAAGAACCAGGGAUUGAGAACUGUGGUGGAUCAUCUCCAGAUGCCAUCAGUGCAGCUUCAGAAAGUGUUCAAGAGACUAAUGAAGAAAUGAUGUCUGUUGUAGUUUUUAAAAUGUUUGACAUUAAUGGUGAAAUUGACAUCAGAGGUGAAGACACACAAGUCUGCCUUCAGGUGAACCAGGUGAUGCCAAACCAGUUGGGCAAUAUCAGUGUUCGACAUUAUCUUUGCAACAGAACCAUAGGUUCUGAUCAUAAAUCUGUGGCUGGACCAAUUAAAUCAUCACCUGAAAUCAGUUUGAGAUGGGAAACUGGUCCUAGUGCUGGAAUACACUCUCUGCUGGCUGUAAAAAAUGGUUUUCUGCAGUGUCACUUAGAUAAUUUUAGUGCUGACUUCCUAAUAUCUUCCCUCACAAACAUUCAGCAUUUUCUAGAAGAUGAAACUGUUGCAGCCGUAAUGCCUAUGAAAAUAAGAGUUUCUAAUACAACAAUUAAUUUAAAAGAUGACGGCCCACGUGAUAAUCUCACAGCUCCUGAACCAGUCCCUAUAACUCUACAUAUUGACCUACUUCUGCUAGAGAGGAAUGAUGAUGGCUCUUUUUGCAUUAGAGAUAAUCAAACAAUAAAUGAUGCAUCGGUGUACAAGGAGUCAAGCAAGAUGAUGCAGCCAGUUGGUAGAGUUUCCAAACACAAAACAAAGGAUCAAGCCACCCAGGCAUCUCCAGAAAUUCCCAUACUUUCCAAAUCAAGUAGGAUUUCAACUGACCUCCACAGACAAGAGCUUAUUGAAGAAAACGAAUAUCUUAGACAAGAACUAUCCAAAGCUAAAAUGGCUCUAGCUGAACUGCAUAUGGAAAAAGAUAACCUGCUUCAUCGAAUAAAGAGGAUGACUCUUGGACAUUAACAGUAAUGGAUAACAAUACUUGAUUGUUGUAGGAAGGGCUGCACUUAAUACUGUUUGUGAAUUAGUAGAGGACUGUUUCUUGUCACAAGCAUAGAACACGUUUGGAAUAAUUACUAUUCUGAAUACUUGCAGAAGACUUAGAAUAAGACAUUACAAUUGUUUUCCUCUAGCCCUCCUGAAACUGCAGUGAAGCAGGAAAAUCAAUUUAUAUUGUAUUUUACUAAUUUACUUAACAAUAAGGACAUGAUACUUUAAUUUGAAUAAUAUCAAAGGAAAUGUUGUUUGGAGAACACUUCUGAAAAUGCACUUGUUCCAAUAGCAGAGGAAGGUGCCUUUGUGACUAAGUAAAAUAUACCGUGCAUCAUUGAUACUGUGUUGUUAUUGGUUAAGAUUUAAAUGCAUCAAAAAGUAUCUUUUAAAAGAGAUUACAUUUGCACGAUCAUUUUGUGGCUAGAUCCUAUGGUGCAAUGUAGCUAUGGUAUUAUAACCAUCCGUAAGCAGAAGGCCAAUGUAACUGGCCCAGAGAAGGUCUCACACUUUUAAAAGAGUAAUCUUGCAGUGGAAAUUGGUUCAUAGAUUGUUCCUUUCCACUGUUGGUGUAUCAAGGUAAAAGAGCAGGAUCUUAUGAAAAGGGAUGUAGAUUUGGACGUCCCUGCAUAUACCUUUACUCUGCCACAGUGCGGCUUUUGUAGCUGGUGUAAUUUAAAGCAUCCCUUAGACUGUUGUACCAUGUGCAGAGGACUGGCCCUGUAUAAAGGAAGCAACAGAACUGGGGGUGAGGGAGGAGGAGAAGGGGGAGGCGUAUGCAAAGGUGAGUUGCUGUUGCCCUGCAUGGCUCAUCGGUCACACCCAAGGAUCUGGCCCAAUGUAUUUAAUUCUAAUUGUUCAAUUACUGUAACAUAAAAUAAAAAGGGGAAAAACAAAACACUAAGAUUGAUAAAUUGUAUAUUAAUGUUUGGGAGGAAUAAAACUUUAGAGAAUCAUUAAUUACCCUGCUAAACUUAUGAGAUUUAAAUGAAAAUGUAACUAUACAGUUUAAACUAUGGGUGAUUUGUACAAAUUGAAGUAUAAUUUUCAGUUAAAAGAAUUGGUACAAAUGUAUAAAUAAAAAAAACACAAAAUUGUAAUACACGGAAUUUAAGACUGUGCUUCUAAACAUUAUGACACUUUGCUUUUGUGACUCUGAAUCUGGCAACUGAAAGCAUUUUGAUUGAGUGAGGGUUUUUUUUGAGUAUUUAGACUAUUAUUGAAAUGAUUUUAAAUUCAAUGCUUGUUUGUUUGUUUUUUUAAAUAAGGUUUACCUAUAACAUUUAGAAUUUACAUUGAUGGAAAUUAUUUGUUAAAAUCUCUAUAUUUUUUUUUAUUCCAGUUUUUAUGAGAAUAGUGGAUUGUACUACUCAAGAGCCCUUGUCCUGAAACCCUUACUCUGACAUCCCCAAUCACACCAGUGGAAAUUUUACUAGAGUACAGAAUAAAAAAACUAAUCCCAGACCAGCUUUAAUAGAGAAGCUAAAUACCUGGAAACAGGCUUUUAGAACAGUGAAACUUGACUGUAAUGGGUCUGAUUUAAAAUACAUUUAUUGUCAGACUCGGCAGGCCAGCUUCUUAGCUAGAGUAUAUUUGCCUAGUUCCACUGAAAGCAGCGUAGCUAAUCCAGUUUACACUAGCUAAGGAUCUGGCCCUAAAUAUUUUGGGUAAAGAAAUGUAGAGUGCUUGCUUUCAUGUUCUUAAGUUUGUGCAUUAUACUUUGAGAUUUCUUACUUAUAAACCAAACCAAUACCAAACUCAGAUUCUUGUUGAUACAAGGUAUUCUUUGCUGUGUUUUAGAAAUCUGCUGAUGGUAAUAUUGUAUAUGUUGGCUCUUCUAAUCUUUCACAGCACAACACUGAAUGCUCUUCCAACCCAGAGCAGUGUCACAAUACUAGACAGUACUUGGGAACAGUUCAAAAGAUUUGGGUGUAUAUUUUGUCCAGAUUUAACAUUACCGAGAAGGGUAAUAUCCUGUCAUGUUAAUCCAUGUUUUCUUUUGAAAUAAUUUAAAAAGGAAAGCUAAUUUAUUAAUAUUUGAAAUGAAAAAAGAUUAAAACAAAGUCUUAAUAUGUUAAACUGAAAAUAGCAGUUGGUGGCCUCAGAUUAAAUACAAGGCUGUAAUUUGUGUUCAGGGCUCUGCUGUCAUUCAUAAAACACUCAAGUCCUAGUUUUAAAAUUCAUAUUAUCAGCAGAGCCUCUUGAGUGAAUCAUGGUUUUUUGUUCAAAGAAGGGACAUCAAUUAUCCUAAGCUGAGGAGAGAGAAUGGGGAGAAAGUAAGUUUUCAGUGAAAAUUUAAGCUCUGAAGGUCUCAGGGUGGAAGUGUUGCAGCAGCUGUAUUUGCUAGUUUCUAUGUUGAUUUCAUUUAGGCUUCUGAUUAAUUUGAUACUAAUCCAACUUUGUUAUAUGGACAAGCUAAUGAUUACAGAUUUACUCACCUUUAGAUCCCAGGUUAGCUCACUGAAUCACCCCAGUACCUCCUAUGUUUAUAGUGUUCACAUCAAUCACUGAGCCAUGCUAUUAGUAAGCAACAACUGAAGAGUCUUGAAUUCCUUGCAAAGCAGCAAAUGCAUAAUGGAGCUCCAUGAACACAUCCACUGCUGUCCCAGUAACUCCUGCCUUUCUUUAUUCUCCUCAACAUAAAGCCAGCCUACCAGUCUUCUUGCAGAUCUAACUUGCCCUGCCAUGCAGCUGCUAGGGUUUCCUCCUCUUCCCUUUCCCAUCCUACCUAACAGCCUAAUUAGAACGCUCCAGCAUUGCUGCAGUAUCACAUGUAUUAAGCUCCUGUGCAUUUUAAAUUGGCCACAGGGCGCUUAUCUAAACCUCAUUCCACUAGGUUUAGAUAAAGUGUACUGCAGACAUUUUUAAAUGCAAGGGGGCUUAAUACAUGUGGCACCGCGGCAUUUAAGUUAGAGCAGCUCUCUGGCAACCGCUCUAAUUAAAAUGCCCACCCCCCACCUCAAGCAAUUGUAUAGGGAGCCAAAAUGCAGCUAAAAGCAGCUACAGUAGUCUGACAGUUGGUAUGGAUUCUCACCUCAAAUGGGAGAAGCUUUCUACAUUCCAGAAAUGCGUAAAUUGCCACAGAUGUAGGUCUGGCAUCAGCUGGUCAAAAAGGUAUUUCACAGGUAAAAACUAAGACACCUAAAAACAACAACAAACUGGGUAGCCAUGUAAUUGGAUCCCUGUUUUGUUUGUCCUCCUACCAUAGCCCCUUCCUUUUCCCUGUUGCUGUCAAUCAUAAUUAUGUAAACAUAAGGGAUCGCUAAGCUUAUAUGUAUAUAUUUAGUCAUGACUGAUAUGAAAUAUUAUGUAAGUCAAGAAAACUUCAGGCUAUCAUUUUGAAAACAAAAAUGCAAAGUUAUAUAAUUAGGUAAACAAUUUUAAAAUGUUUGUAGUCCCUGAACAGAGGAUAUCAAGUUACUAAAUCUCUGUGUUAAUGAGAUUGGGAGGGCAGCCAGAACUGCUUUUUGGCCCAAGAAAUGGUCUUGGCUGGAAAGAACAGAUUGAUUCAGAUUGUUGUGGGACAAAAUAGUUUUUGAAUAACCAGGGCUGGGUAUAGUCAGCCAAUCUGUCCACAUCUUAUAAAUGGACAGCGAGUCAGUCAUACACAGACACUGCGGAAGUGAAUGAUUCUUGAGGCAAAGAACAGCAAUCUAACUUAAUCUAUGGAACAAAUCUGCAUGCCUUCUACCUGAUUUCAGACCAACAUUGCUAACUAUUUUUCUCUUGUCAUUAUGUUAUUGUAGCUUAAUUCAUCAUCAUCAUCAUCAUGCAUUGGGCCCAUUAACUGUGGUGAAGCAAUAUCUUCAUUACAAUAAGAAGACAUUGUACCAGUCAUUAAUGAUGAUUGGGAGCAUAACAGUGCCCUGUAGCAACAAGAAUUGUGCAAAAAUGUAGAUAUUCUCUAACGAGUAAAACAGAUAGAUUACCUAAGGUUCCAGAUAAAAUAACUUCAAACCAUUCUUUCCCUAUACCAGGGGUUGGCAGCCUGUAGGCAAGAACUGGGCUGCAGACCCAUGUGAUCUAGCUCAUAGAAGUGGUGUUUCAUCAGUGGGAGACUUCAGCAACAGACUGAAGUCUGCUUUACUGUGCUGCUGCAGGGAAAAGUGGUAGCAGUGGCUGAGUCCUAGCGCCUUGCCUAUCCACCAGCCUCUGACCCAAACUAGGUCACUGGUCCACAGCCUACAAAUAUUACUGACUACUGUCAUUGUUAAAGACCUUAACUUUUGUUAUUCUCCCUUAGACUACCACUAGAUGGUAGUGCAAGAAUUUUUUUUAUAUUCUGCUUCAUUUCCUUAUGGUUACCAAUAUACCAUCUCUGCUUGAUUCCUUGUCAUGUCCUGAGCAAUUUCAUUAAAUCUUUCAAAAUUUCA